AUGACUUCAAAUGUUGAGCAAAGAAUAGCUGAAAGUCAGAUAACAAAUGGUUUGAAGAAUUUACAAGACAUUAAAACCAUCGAAGAGUUUGAUUUGGAUAAAGUGGUACUCAUUCAGGGCGAGACACCGCCCGAUAUAGUGGACACAUGUCUAAAGUAUUGCAAAGAGUAUUUGUCCGACAAUUGGAUCAAACAAACGGUGGACACAAUUGAAUGCAAACGCCUGAGCGGUGGUAUGACUAAUCAACUCUAUUAUGUGGCCAUUCGGGAGCCAUCGCUCACGAGUACAGCCCCUCAAGAGGUGGUCAUAAGGAUAUAUGGAAGCAAACAUUUCAACACUAAUGAAAGACUCACAGAUGUUAUCAUUGCUUUAAUGGUCGGCGAUAUUAAUUUGGGGCCAAAGAUAUACGGAGUGUCCGAAUGGGGACAGAUUUUACACUAUCAUAAACACCGGCAGUUCAGAGUUAAUGAGCAAAACGACCCACAAUUGUCAACUACUUUGUUUAAGAAAUUAGCAAAACUACAUUCUCUGGACGUUCCCAUCAAACUGGACAAUAAGUGGCUCUUUGAAUAUUUAGAUGGCUUUUACGAAAUGGCUUUCAAAGAGUUUCCAAUCAAUGAUAUGAUUGAGGAAUACAAUUGUCAAACAUUGAAAAAACACGACUUGAAGGCAGAGAUUGAAUGGUUAAAGAGUGCAAUUAUCGGAGCCAAGAGUCCGAUAGUAUUCUCUCACAUCGACUUCAGAGGAAGCAAUAUAAUGGUCACCGAACCCAACGAUGAGAUAAUUCUAUGCGAUUUGGAGUAUUCCGGGUAUGGGUUCAGGGGUUUUGAUUUCGGCACUAUAUUAGUGGAGUGGGGCCGAGGGUUCGGCGAUUACAAUACUCUGACCACAUUUCCCGACAAUACAGUAACAGAACCUCUCAUAAAGGCAUACAUCGAAGAAUCCGUACAAAUAUUUGGCGAAGAAUUUGGCAAAAAUGAAAUCAAUUCUUACGAUCAUAUCCUAAAGGAGGCGAAAGUGUUUAGUUUAGCGGCGUUUAUGUGGCUUAUAUUGUUUUGCCUCAAAAAUGAUGAGAACGGCGGUGGUUUACCCCUCAAUAAACAAGUGAUGAUGGUAUUCAUGAAUUUACAUUAUAUUCAGGCUCUUUAUAUGUUUUACUAA
This is a messenger RNA of Medioppia subpectinata, 1161 nucleotides long. The record is from the annotation of a GenBank genome assembly. NCBI's taxonomy places the organism in Eukaryota, Metazoa, Arthropoda, Arachnida, Sarcoptiformes, Oppiidae.